CGGAUUGGCAAUCACGGCGGGGAUCGUGUGAACAAGCAAGUAACCUCGUUUAGUCAACUAGAUCGGCAUGGAUCGAGCGCAGCAAAUGAUACGCGUCGUGUUUUUCGCCACUAUGCUGGCCACGGUAUUGGACGCCAUUGAUAUGGACUCGCGACUACCCCUGACGUGCAAGAACAUCGCACGGGAUGUGAUCAUCAACAGUUGCAAGGGAUCCAGGAUCAAACGAUCGACACAGAAGCCGGAUCUGGAGGACAUUGAAGAGGACACAAAGAUCGACGCGCCUGAGGUGCCGGAGGACGAGCCACGUGCGACCCUGCAGAAGCGGCAAUGGGGAAUGAUGCCUGGAAUGACGUCUGGUUUUGGGAUGCCUGAGUAUGGGAUGUCUGGUAUAGGAACCGAAAUGGGAUCGGAAAUGGAUAGCAACUCCCACACCACCGAACUAAAACUGCCCGGUGUUGAUUUCCACGAUAACCGUGAAAGCGAAAUGGUGAACGAACAAUAUGGUUCCAGUGGCUUUAUGCCUAUGCCUUAUCAACCAAUGGGAAUGGGCCCUUUUUACAGAACUUCUGACAGUUCCGACAAACUAUUGGGAUAUGAGCUGUCUGCGGAUGAACUCGAGGAACUGUACAAGGAGAUCGGCGAACGGAUGCCCCGUAAUUCGAAAGACCUGAACAAGAAAAUCUUUCUGAACGUGGCCGAGAAAUGUUGUAUGAACGCGAAGCUCUGUCUUGAAAAUCCAAGCCUGAUUCCGUGCAUGGGAUAUUAACCGUACCUGAAAACCCGUUACUGUUAGUACUUUAAUUAAAGUGAUGUAAUAAAUAGAGUGUACUGCAGUUGUACUUAAAUUGUAUAUCGUAUUAUUUUAAAGGAAUAAAGAGUGAACAAAUCGUAAACU
Molecule: messenger RNA, 895 nt
Organism: Dufourea novaeangliae
Lineage: Eukaryota; Metazoa; Arthropoda; Insecta; Hymenoptera; Halictidae
Exons: 3
Coding region: 68-766 (232 amino acids)
Source: RefSeq, a predicted model, not a curated record